CUCUGUGCUGCUGCGGGGCGCGGGGGCCAGCAGGAGGCGUGGCGCACCUGCAGCUCACGGACACUCCGCCCCCGCACCACGGCCCAGCGGCCCCCCGCCCCUGACCCCCCGCGGGCCUCGGAGGGUUCCCUGUAACCCAGCCGGUCUCCGCACCCUGGCGCGCCUACUCCGCGGUCGUUGGCCCCCGCAAGUCAUCCCACGGGACCCCUCACGGGACCCCCAACGCCGCCGGCCGCGCACCCGCCCGGAAGUAACGACUUCCGCCGCGGCCCGGCCGGUGCCGGCGUCGCCAUGCCCUCGUUCUGUGACCUGCUGCGCGACUGGCAGCGGGGCGCGCAGGCCGCGGCGCGCGGGGACUGGGGCUGCGCCCUGCGCCACUUCUCGAGCGUCCCGGACCCGCCCGCCAGGAUGUGCUUCAACGUGGGCUGUGUGCACCUGCUGGCCGGGGACCCGGAGGCCGCGCUGCGGGCCUUUGACCAAGCGGUGAUCAAGGACGCCUGCAUGGCUGUCGGCUUCUUCCAGCGAGGAGUGGCCAACUUCCAGCUGGAGAGGUUCCAGGAGGCCCUGUCUGACUUCCGUCUGGCCCUGGAGCAGCUGCGGGGCAAUGCCGCCAUCGACUACACACAGCUGGGCCUGCGGUUCAGGCUGCAGGCCUGGGAGGUACUGUUCAACGUGGCCUCAGUGCAGUGCCGCCUGGGGCUCUGGGCCCAAGCCACCCUCAGCCUAGAAGAAGCCAUCUUCAAGGGGCCAGAUGGGGCCCGCGAGGACCUGAACACUGCCCUGGACCAAGUACAGCAGGUGCAGGCCUGGUCAGCUGCUCAGGUCUGCAUUGGCUGGACCUCCCUCCAGAAACAGGCCUUCCUGCAGCCUCGGCGGGUUCCCAGGGGCGAGGUCUUCCAGCCCCACAGGCGUCACCUGCAGCACCUGGCACCUGUGGAUUUUCUGGGCAAGGCCAAGGUGGUGGUGGCCUCUGCUGUCCCUGACGACCAGCACGAGGGUGUCCGGCCUCAGCAGCCCCAGGUCCAGGAUGAGGAUGGUGAAGCCAGGCCUCGAGCUGGCCCCAGGGCUCACGACAUAGGCCCCUGCAGACCUGGCACCCCUCCUAGCCCCAGGAUGCCCCCUGAUGCAGAGAUGGAGAUUGGCCCUGGCCAGGCAGGGCGGGCCGACCGCUGCACGCCAGGCGCCUACGAGGAGCAGAGGCCCCACACUGAGCAAGUUGGCAAACAGGUUCCUCCAGAGCUGCCAGCGGCUAGGGGCCCAAACCCUGAACCCUCUGAGGAUCCCUCAGGCGCUGGGGAAGUGGCUGCGGGGGCCCCUGAGGCCUUGGUGACCAUCACGGUGCAGUGUGCCUUCACCCUGACCCUGAAGGCCCCAAGAGGAGCUGACCUGUCCAGCCUGCGGGCCCUGCUGAGCCAGGCCCUCCCUCUCCAGGCCCAGCGUGGGCAGCUCAGUUACCAAGACUCUGGUGAUGGGCGCUGGGUCCCCCUCCCCGAGGAGGAGGCCCUGCAGAGGGCCUGGCGGGAUGUGGCUUCUGGCCCCAGCGGGCUGCGGCUCCAGUGCCGACGUCCCCUCUGCCACAGGGAGCAGGCGGCCGGCCUGUCCUCUACCAGGUGGUGGCCCAGCAUGGCUACUCUGCCCAGGGUCCCGAGGACCUGGACUUGCAGCCAGGGGACACCGUGGACGUCCUGUGUGAAGUGGACCAGGCAUGGCUGGAGGGCCACUGUGACGGCCGCGUUGGCAUCUUCCCCAAGAGCUUUGUGGUCCCUGCCGGCCAGUGUGUGAGGCGCUCCGACUCCCGACCCCCUGGCCCCAGUGAUAUCAGCUCCAAAGGGUCCCGUGGCAGGAAGUUUUAAUAAAAGCAAUCUGCCCACCAA
This is a messenger RNA of Hipposideros armiger (great roundleaf bat), 1874 nucleotides long. RefSeq names its product NADPH oxidase activator 1 (gene NOXA1). The transcript is spliced from 14 exons. Gene Ontology annotation, molecular function: superoxide-generating NADPH oxidase activator activity; protein binding. The record is from RefSeq and is a predicted model, not a curated record. Gene Ontology annotation, biological process: superoxide anion generation. Lineage: Eukaryota; Metazoa; Chordata; Mammalia; Chiroptera; Hipposideridae. Bases 292 to 1782 code for a protein of 496 amino acids.